GCACAGCAGUGGCUAUACGACAGGGCUCGUGGCCAACAUAGUAUGUCUGCGUUUAUUAAAAAUAACAAAGAUAUCGAGGAGGAGGAAGAGGAGAUGGGUGAAAAUAAUGUUCCAUACGGAAAGGAUCGUCGAGACUCUGAUAAUUUUCAACUGCCAGUAUUGAAUGAUGUUGACCAAGCAAAGCUUACAUCCUGCAUUGAUGAAGUUCGUAAUGUUGUGGGAGAUCAGAUAUCUGAGCGAAGAAUAGUAGAGACUUCCAUAAACUUUGGCUAUGAUAUAACGAAAAUACUUGAUGAUAUACUAAAUAACGAAUGUGACAAUAAAGCCAAGCGGCAUAAACCAAUAAACGAGACGAGUACUUCAAAAUAUGCCGCAUUUCAAGCAUCUACAUCCACUGCUUCAAAACUAAAAACACCUGAUCGCGAAACGGUAUCUUUUGCACAGGCCACACCAAUAAUAAAAGUCACAGCGCAACCGUUAAGUGAGCGCGAUGUACGUCGUGGCUUUGAAAUUAGUUCACCUCAUCCACAAGAAUCCCCAGCUGUGUCUGGAAGAAAUACGCCUGUUGAUGAAGAAGCCAACAAAAGUCUAAUAACGGUUAAGGUAUCCAAAGAACAAGCACAACGCGAUGCACGAAAACUAUACUCACAGGAACGAGGUGAACAAAAAGCGCAUUUUCAUAUGAUUGUUAUCGGACAUGUCGAUGCAGGCAAAAGCACAUUGAUGGGACAUUUAUUGGUUGACACCGGCUACGUCUCGCAACGAGUCAUGCACAAACAUGAGCAAGAAUCUAAGAAAAUGGGCAAACAGAGUUUCAUGUACGCCUGGGUACUGGAUGAAACCGGUGAAGAGCGCUCAAGAGGCAUUACCAUGGAUGUUGGGUAUUCCCGCAUUGAGACAACUACAAAGGUAGUUACACUUCUGGAUGCUCCUGGACACAAAGACUUUAUACCAAACAUGAUUUCGGGUGCUACUCAAGCUGACGUCGCACUUCUGGUAGUGGACGCAUCGCGUGGUGAAUUCGAAGCUGGAUUCGAACAAGGCGGUCAAACACGUGAACAUGCUUUACUUGUACGCUCAUUAGGCGUUAACCAAUUGGGAGUUGUCAUUAACAAGCUGGAUAUGGUCGAUUGGUCUAAAGAGCGAUUUGAUGAAAUUGUAGGUAAACUAAAAACUUUUCUCAGGCAAGCUGGUUUUAAAGAGUCUGACGUUAGUUUUAUACCAUGCUCUGGUCUAAGCGGCGAAAAUUUGUCAAAGCCGGCAACGGAGCCCGCUUUAAAAGCCUGGUACAAAGGACCACAUUUACUAAGCGUUAUAGAUAAUUUUAAAUUGCCAGAGAGAUCAAUUGAUCGUCCAUUUCGUAUGUCUGUGUCAGAUAUUUAUAAAGGCACUGGUUCUGGCUUUUGUAUAUCAGGCCGCAUCGAGACUGGUGUGCUUAGUGUUAACGAUCGCGUGCUGGUAGGUGCAAGUCGCGAACAGGCCCAAGUCAAAGCAAUACAAAUCGACGAAAUGUCGCAAACAAAUGCUUUUGCAGGUGAUCAAGUGUCAGUGACACUGUCCGGCGUAGAUAUGUCCACCGUGUC
This is a messenger RNA of Rhagoletis pomonella (apple maggot), 1583 nucleotides long. RefSeq names its product HBS1-like protein (gene HBS1). NCBI's taxonomy places the organism in Eukaryota, Metazoa, Arthropoda, Insecta, Diptera, Tephritidae. Gene Ontology annotation, molecular function: GTPase activity; GTP binding. The record is from RefSeq and is a predicted model, not a curated record. Gene Ontology annotation, biological process: translation.